Molecule: messenger RNA, 2418 nt
Organism: Fibroporia radiculosa
Lineage: Eukaryota; Fungi; Basidiomycota; Agaricomycetes; Polyporales; Fibroporiaceae
Exons: 16
Coding region: 1-2418 (805 amino acids)
Biological process (GO): DNA-templated transcription
Molecular function (GO): zinc ion binding; DNA binding
Source: RefSeq, a predicted model, not a curated record
AUGUACGCGGUUGUGGCGCGCAGUCAGCUAAUUGACGCUGGUCGGUUAAGGCUUAAGCUCAAGUGCUCUCGUCAGUUCCCGUGUACAAGCUGUGUGAAGAAAGGAUGUGCACAGAUCUGCCCUGACGGUUCCCUCACAACGGGAAAGGGGAACAGAUUCGUUCUAGCGAACACCGAGGUUCUCCACGAAAAGAUAACUACGCUGUCCAAUCGCGUCAGGCAGCUGGAAGAUGCGCUGCAAGAAACAUACAGCCAGAUUUCGCUCGAACAACACCCUCUGCUAUCGGACGACCUUCUGCAGAUCAAAAGGCCCCUGGAAAGGGAGACUCCGGAGGAACUUUCCCAGGAACCAGAAGCCGACACUACCGACGCUAUCGACGCCAUCGGCUCGUUACGUAUCUCCAAUUCUGGCCAUACCAACUUCUUUGGCACUACUGCCAAUGCCUGGUACCUGUUGCAGAAUGAAGAAGAGGACGAGGAGGCGGUUGAGAGCCAGCAGGGCGUUCUACACGCAGACGAGCCCUGGCUUAGCUCCACAUUCUUAUUCUCGUCGGGUGUCGCGGCGGACACCACCAUAAACAUUCGGCAGUCAUUGAUAGGCCAUCUACCAGGGCUUACGGAAGCCCGUCGCUUAAUUGAACUCUACUUCAGGCAUGCUGCAUGGAUGUAUACGCCAGUGCCGGAGACUGAAUUUCAUACGAGUAUUAUGCCGCGAUUUUACGAGCAAUCAUCCUUCGUUGAUCAAGAUUCUAUGGAGUCGCACAAGCUCGCGAUAGUGUACUUUGUAUCAGCCUUAGGGUCGUUACUUGAUCUCGACAAACCUUCCUACGACACAUUGGAAGCCACACGUUUUUAUCAGCUUGGUCGAAUUGCUCUCUCACAACACUCAAUAUUAGAACACCAAACCAUUCCCGCGAUACAAGCGUUGAUUCUGAUGUGCCACUUCAUGUUCUUGUCUCAUAUUGAAGGCCCAAGAUGGGCUUUAAUGGGACUCGCGGUCAAAUUGGCUAUGACUCUCGGUCUUCAUCGCGAUGGGAACAAAUGGAAUAUGGACCCCGACGAAGCGUUCAAGCGGAGAAUGUUAUUCUACGAACUUCUCACUUAUGACUCAUGGCAGUCUCUCACCUUCGGCAGGCCCCCUUCUCUCUCGAUGGCAUUCGUCGAUUGCCAGAUUCCCGAGAGCGUGAUCACCAAAACAGAUCAGGGCGAACCCGAAAUGAGCUUCAGUGCCUGGAAGCAUCGCUUCGUAUCUCGAUGCCAGAGCAUCGUGCACGAACAGGCGUUUGGAGCCCGGGUAACUAGCUAUCGUACCAUUUUAGAGCUUGACAAGAAAGUGCGAGAAUUCUACUUGCCCCCUUCUCUCAGGAUCCCGGGCUUCGGGGGGUCCAAGGGUGGGCCGCAAACUGCACAACCUCUAGAGCUUACCAUGCAAGCGCAUUGUGCAUUCUCAAUCAGGGAGAUCACAAUCUUCUACAUGCACCGCGGAUUCUUCGCCAGCGCGUUGCAGGAAAAUCCGGAAGAUCCCCUCGGCAGCAGAUAUGCACAAUCUGUCCUUGCCGCUUACAAUAGUGCUUGUGCCUACGUUGGAUUAACCAAAAGUCUACACUCACGAUUGCCAGCACUCAUGGAGCGUAUGUGGUUUUACUUCACUCACGUGUUCUCUUGCGCGAUUGUUCUUGGCGCUAUCGCAUCGAAGAGUCCAAGUAUACCACUCGCACGAUCUGCCCUUGUGAACUUGGAUUCGGCUUGUAGUCUCUUUGAAGAUAUGAAACACAACCCGCGUGCGCAGAAAGUCCUUCCUGUCUUACGCAAGCUGAAGAGCAGGGCUGAGGCGUCCAUGGCUGAAUAUCACUCGAGAGCCUCUGUUUCGCGGAAUAUUCCUCAGACGGUCGUGAAGGAUGAUGAGGAAUUCGCUGCCCUCGGCGGGAAGACGCGAUUAGUAUCUCGCAAGUCGCCCUCUCUACCUUCCCCGACGAUAUCCCACGGCAGCCGUUCACAAGGCAGCCUCAGUCCGCGCGACCUGUCUGACCAGUCAUCGCCGCAGAGCGUUGUGCCCCCUGCCAGUGGACCUCUGCAUCAUCCCAAUAUAGAGGUCCCGGCUACGUGGCAGCACGGCUACGCUCACUCGCCUGAGAUGUACGGAUAUCCAUCGUAUGCGCCCUUUGCGAGCUCCGCACAGUACUGGCAACCAGACAUCGGUCAAGUGGGGAUGCAGCAGAGCCUUGAUCAACACGACAUGAACCAGCAAAUCAUGGGCAUGGAUGUGUCGGCCAUUCAGCACGCAGCUUAUGCCCACGUUGAUCCAAUGGCUGCGCAGUACAUGGGGACUUACACUUCUGAAGGAGGCUCGCCAGUUGGGCAGAUGCAACAGCAUGAUACCCAGUGGCACAAUCUGUGGGCCCAGUUUAAUCAACCGUAG